GGGUGCGGCCUUUAAUUCAGGAAUAUUGGACAAAAGACAAAUAAAGAAGGGAAUCGAAGGGGAGCAGAGAAGGGGACAGAGGAACGAAGGAGAGACAUCAGGACAGGCGGAGAGAAGCCGAGAUCCGGGAGACAGAGCAAGAUGCCAGGACUGAACAGUUGCUAUUGCUGCUUGUUGCUUCUUGCAGUUUUGGCUGUCGUGCUACCAGCUCUGGGGAAUGUGGUCGUCCGGAGAAAUUCUGAUGAUACAGCCACUACAUCUCCAGAUGCAGAUGAUGCUGGGGUUAAAGUUACUCCAACCCCUGGAGACUGUAAGGAGGUAAAGUAUCCCUGUACCCGCGUGUAUUCGGUACAGAAGCCGGUCAAGCAGUGUAUCAGCUACCUGUGCGUCACCAGCGUCCGCCGCGUUUACAUGGUGAAUAAGGAAAUCUGCACAAAGAUCGUGUGCAAGGAAGACGAGAUCAUCCAAGAUGAAAAAUGCCGCCAGCUUGCCGGGCUCCCCCCACGGCGCCAGCCAGAACCUCAAGAACCUGAGGAGGGAGAAACUGAUGGGAACUAACCACAAAAAAACCACCAUAUAUCAACCCCCAGUAUUAUAGACUCCAGUAGUGGGGUGGUCUUCUGAACACUGAAUCUAGAGCAAUACUGUCAUGUGCACCCCCUUGUUACUUUCCCUGACUCCCAUUACCCAUUCAGUCUCCAUGCAGACCCCAUUUAUGGAUGGUGCGGUGCAAAAACAUAGGUGUUGGUCAUAGCCCCCUCUGACUUCUGGGAGUUGGAAUCUCAUUGGUUACUAUGAGCAAAACCUUCACUUUAAUUACACUUUUUUUCAAGAAUGAGCCCAAAAAUGGGGGUGGGGGUCAUUGCACAAGAGGACACUUUUUCAGAAGGGGAGCAGUAUUAUAGUAGUCAUAUUUGUGUCUAUAAGGGGAGCAGUAUUAUAGUAGUCAUAUUUGUGUCUAUAAGGGGAGCAGUAUUAUAGUAGUCAUAUUUGUGUCUAUAAGGGGAGCAGUAUUAUAGUAGUCCGAUCCUUAUACCUAGGUGCAGUAUGAGAAGUAACAACCCUUCCCCUGCUCCCGGGCAGUAGAUGAUACAAUGCUCAUUACUCAGCACAGGAGAAUACUACGAUCUGUGCUCCACGAGAGGGUCAGUGGGGGAGCUUUACUUGACCAUUCAUCUGUAGGGACUGGAGGUGCUUUUUAGGUACUUACCUCAGCUGGUAGGAGACUGGGCUGUGCACCAGUGACAGGGGGUGGAUAUUAGGGAGUAGUCUACAGGGAUAACUCAGUUGCACUAUGUAAUACACGACAUUUCCUCGCCAUAUAUCUGUGCCUCUGUAUCCCUAUCCAUGUAAUGAUGUGACAAUUACAGUAUAAAGACAUUUACCGAUG
Messenger RNA from Bufo gargarizans (Asiatic toad), 1390 nucleotides. RefSeq names its product microfibril associated protein 5 (gene MFAP5). Lineage: Eukaryota; Metazoa; Chordata; Amphibia; Anura; Bufonidae. The transcript has 8 exons. Bases 142 to 558 code for a protein of 138 amino acids. The record is from RefSeq and is a predicted model, not a curated record. Gene Ontology annotation, cellular component: microfibril. Gene Ontology annotation, biological process: embryonic eye morphogenesis.